GCUUGUUUUGACGUUUCUCUAUUGACAUAAACAUAACCCCAAAAACUUUAAUUUUUACACAAUUUGUUAAUUUAAGCCUUUUGCGUUAUGGAAAAGUCGGUGGACGCCCUCACCGAGCACGAACUCUUCGUCCGCGACUUCCUCGCCCUCUACAAACAAAAACCCAUGCUCUGGCAGCAAAACCACCCCGCGUACCGCAACAAAGCUGAAAAAUCCAAAGCUUACGAAGCCCUUGUCCAAAAAUCGCAGGAGUACUACCCCGAAGCCGACGAAGACUUCGUCCGUAUGAAAAUCGAGUCAAUGCGCGCUUCGUUUCGCAAAGAACGCAAAAAAGUCCUGCGUUCCAAAGAGCUCUGUAACAACCCUGAAGACGUCCAUAAGCCCUCUCUGUGGUACUACGAUUUGUUGUUGUUCACGGCUGGCGAAGAGGCGGAGUCGAACCAUACCAGUUUGCCACAGAUUGAGGACUUUGAGGUUAAACCAGAGGACGGGAGCCCGGUGAAAAUAUCGUUCUGGAGCCGCGAGCACUCAGCCAUUUUGAUCAACUUCUACAAGAGCCACCCUUGCUUGUACUCUACCGCGCACCCCUUCUACCGGAACAAGAGGCGGCGGAACGACGCCGUGAGGAAGAUCACGGAUAAGCUGAUGGCCACUACGGGGAAGUACUUCCACGCGGAGGACGUCCGCAGGAAAAUAUCCUUGAUAAGGGGGCAGUUUCUGUACGAGUAUAAGAAAAUCAAAAACAGCGAGGGUAGAGGGAAAGUGUACACUCCAACCCUGUGGUGUUUCGAGAUGUUGAGUUUUCUCAAAGGGGAGUACACCAACCAAAAAAGACUUGUGAAGCGCAGACGGGCGAACACCACGUCUGACGAGUCAGACGACGACAUUGACAUUAAAAAAGAGUCGGACUCGUCUACGUCGUCAGACGUCCAACAACCCGACGACGAAGACGUUUUUGACACCAUAGCCAAAAACCUAGCCUACAAACUUAGGGAAAUGUCCGACGAACAACGAAACAUCGCCAAUAGACUCAUCCGAGACGUGAUGUACCACGGCCAAAUGGAACUCCUAACGCACGCUUCCCGAUUUAGCCUCGACGGUACUUAA
Messenger RNA from Zophobas morio, 1107 nucleotides. RefSeq lists its product as uncharacterized. The record is from RefSeq and is a predicted model, not a curated record. Lineage: Eukaryota; Metazoa; Arthropoda; Insecta; Coleoptera; Tenebrionidae. The transcript has 3 exons. Bases 88 to 1107 code for a protein of 339 amino acids.